CACCUCUCUCCAGCGGCCGCGAGCCGCUUCCUCCCGCCGCGCGCGCGCGCGCUCGCUCGCUUGUGUGACAGGAAGGCGCGCGGAGGCAUGGAUUGGAGCGAUAGUUUCGCUCACACGCGUACACGCGCUCUCUCGCGGCACCUCCUCUCUCUCAUUCACACACGCACGUCGCUGCCUUCUCUCCGCACAAAUAUGUCGUCUCUCUUCCUCAACUCGGCCGCCUGACGGACUCAUGUUCGCCUCGGACACUUUGAACGGACUAGUUUGACGCACUUCCUCGUUCUUUUUUUUAAAAAACGUAUUCGGUAUUGUCCCUCGUGUUGCGGUCACAGUGGCUUGAAGCGUGUGAGUGUGUGUGAGAGUGAGUGAGUGAGUGAGUGUGUGUGUGAGAGAGAGAGAGACAUGUCGGAGCCGCGCUCGAGCUUUCUUCACAAAGGGGACAUCGUGUCUCUGUACGCGGAAGGCGCCGUCAACGGCUUCAUCAGCACACUCGGGCUUGUGGAUGACAGAUGCGUGGUGCAGCCCGAUACCGGCGACCUGGCCAAUCCACCCAAGAAGUUCAGAGACUGCCUGUUCAAGGUGUGUCCCAUGAACAGGUAUUCUGCCCAAAAGCAGUAUUGGAAGGCCAAGCAAGGCAAACAGGGCAAUAACACAGAAGAGGACCUACUGAAGAAGUUACAGCAUGCAGCUGAACUGGAACAGAAGCAGAACGAGUCGGAAAACAAGAAGCUGCUGGGAGAAGUGGUCAAGUACAAUAAUGUCAUCCAGUUACUGCACAUCAAGAGCAACAAGUACCUGACAGUGAAUAAGCGGCUCCCAGCCCUGCUGGAGAAGAAUGCCAUGCGUGUUUCCCUGGACCCGUCAGGCAAUGAGGGCUCCUGGUUCUACAUCCAGCCUUUCUGGAAGCUGCGCAGUGAAGGGGAUAAUGUGGUAGUCGGUGAUAAGGUGGUGCUGAUGCCUAUGAAUGCUGGGCAACCCCUGCAUGCCAGCAACAUUGAGCUGCUGGACAACCCUGGCUGCAAGGAGGUCAAUGCCUUGAACUGCAACACCAGCUGGAAGGUUACCCUCUUCAUGAAAUUCAGUGACUACAGGGAUGAUGUCUUGAAAGGAGGUGACGUAGUGCGGCUCUUUCACGCCGAGCAGGAGAAGUUCUUGACCUGCGAUGAAUACAAGAAGCAGCAGCAUGUCUUCCUGAGGACCACACUGCGCCAGUCUGCAACCUCAGCCACCAGCUCCAAGGCACUCUGGGAAGUUGAGGUUGUGCACUAUGAUCCCUGCCGAGGUGGUGCUGGACAGUGGAACAGCCUCUUCCGCUUCAAGCACUUGGCCACUGGAAACUACCUUGCUGCUGAGCUCUUCUUACAGGUGAACCCUGACUAUCGAGACGACAGCAUGGAGUCCAGUGGGGCGACAGAGUGUGACACACUGGCAUCAAAGAAGAAGCGACAGGCGGCAGAGAAGAUUGCCUACACCCUGGUCUCCGUGCCCCAUGGGAAUGACAUCGCUUCACUGUUUGAGCUGGAUGCAACCACCUUGCAGCGGGCUGACUGCCUGGUGCCCAGGAACUCCUACGUCAGACUGAGGCACCUGUGCACCAAUACAUGGGUGACAAGCACCAAUGUCCCCAUCGACACAGAUGAGGAGCGGCCUGUCAUGCUCAAGAUUGGGACGUGCCCUACCAAAGAGGACAAAGAGGCGUUUGCCAUUGUCUCUGUGCCCCUGUCUGAGGUGAGGGACUUGGACUUUGCUAAUGAUGCCAACAAAGUCCUCGAGGCCACUGUGCAGAAGCUGAAGGAAGGCAGCAUCACCCAGAAUGAGAGGAGGUUUGUCAUCAAGCUGUUGGUGGACCUAAUUUUCUUUGUGGCGGACAUACCCAACAAUGGGCAAGACGUGCUAUCUGUGGUCAUCACCAAGCCUAACCGUGAGAGGCAGAAGCUCAUGAGGGAGCAGAACAUCCUGGCUCAGAUUUUUGGCAUCCUGAAGGCACCGUUCACAGACUUGGGCGAGGGUCCAAUGCUAAAGUUGGAGGACCUGGGUGACCAGCGCUACGCCCCUUUCAAGUACUUGUUGCGGCUUUGUUACCGGGUACUGCGUCAUUCGCAGCAGGACUACAGGAAAAACCAGGAGUACAUUGCCAAGAAGUUCUCCAUAAUGCAAUCCCAGAUUGGUUAUGAGAUUCUGGCUGAGGACACCAUCACAGCGCUGCUGCACAACAACCGCAAACUGCUAGAGAAGCACAUCACAGCCAAGGAGAUUGAGACAUUUGUCACCCUGCUGCGACGGAACCGGGAGCCCAGGUUUCUGGACUAUCUGUCAGACCUCUGUGUGUCCAAUAAGAUGGCGAUUCCUGUCACACAGGAGCUGAUCUGCAAAUUCGUACUGAACCCCGCAAAUGCAGACAUCCUCAUCCAGACCAAGCUCGUCCCCCAGUCUGAGACCAAUCUGGAGAACUCGCUCUUGCAGGACGAGGGUGAUGAUGAGGAGGUGUGGCUCUACUGGAUAGACAGCAACAAGGAGCCGCAUGGGAAGUCCAUCCGCCACCUGGCGCAGGAUGCCACGGACAACCACAAGAUGUACACAGACAUACUCACCUACUACAGGUACCAGCUAAACCUGUUUGCCAAGAUGUGUCUGGAUCGCCAGUAUCUGGCCAUCAACCAAGUGUCCACCCAACUGCCAGUGGACCUGAUCCUGCGCUGCAUGUCAGAUGAGGACCUACCCUACGAUCUGCGUGCCUCCUUCUGCCGCCUCAUGCUGCACAUGCAUGUGGACCGCGAUCCGCAGGAGGCCGUUGUGCCCGUGCGCUACGCCCGGCUAUGGACGGAGAUUCCCACCCACAUAACCAUCCUAGAGUAUGAGUACGAGUUUGCGAACACUGUGCGAGAAGACAUGAAGAGGAAGUUUGCCCCAACCAUGGAAUUUGUGGAAGCCUGCCUUAAAGAAGUCGUCACCCAGCAGUGGCCAUUUGUAGACAAGGAUAAGAAUGAGCUGACACUAGAGGUUGUACAGUUGGCCCGGAACCUGGUCUACUUUGGCUUCUAUAACUUCAGCGAGCUACUACGUUUGACACGUACACUCCUGGCCAUCCUGGACAUCAUGCAGCCCCAAAUGAUCUACACAGAUAAACUGAGUAGGGGCCCUGAAGCAGGGAACAAUGUGAUCCGCACCAUCCAUGAUGUUGGAGAGAUGAUGACACAGAUGGUCCUGAGCCGAGGCUCCAUCCUGUCCCAUGGCAUGUCUGAGACCCGGACCACAGUACGACACAGUCUGGCUGACAGCGAGGAUGUCAUGGUCAUGGACACCAAGCUGAAGAUCAUUGAGAUCCUUCAGUUUAUUCUUAGUGUUCGCCUGGACUACAGGAUCACUUACUUGCUUUCCGUCUACAAGAAAGAGUUUGGACAGAGUACGCUGGCCGACUCCUCCCUGUCGUUCAUCGAUUUUGCCCCCAUAUCAGUGUCAGAUCCAGACAUAAAUGAGAUUGCAGCCCAAGCAGAAACCAUGUUUGCUGGAAGCGAGGAGAGGAGUGCAGUCGAGCUGGAUGACGAGGGUGGCCGGACCUUCCUUCGGGUCCUGAUCCAUCUCAUCAUGCAGGACUACCCACCCCUGGUAUCAGGUUCACUCCAGCUGCUUUUCAAGCACUUCAGCCAGCGUGCAGAGGUGCUGCAGGCCUUCAAGCAGGUCCAGCUCCUGGUAUCUGAGCAGGAUGUGGAGAACUACAAGCAGAUCAAGGAGGACCUGGACAAGCUGCGCCUAACAGUGGAGAAGUCAGAGCUCUGGGUGGAGAAGACUGGAGGCUAUGGCAGUGAGGAGCACUAUGCUGGGGAUGGCCAGGGCAAGGAACAGGUCUUGGAGGAUGUGGGUAUUUUGAGUCCAGCACAGGAUGGCAAACCUCAGAUUGACAGCAACAGAGCCAACAACUACAGCCAGAUUAAAGAGAUCUUGGUACGGUUCGGCAAGCUGUGCUACCCCAGCAAAAAGAGCCGUGUCCAGCAACAACGGCUGUUGAAGAACAUGGGCGCUCACAGUGUUGUACUGGACCUCCUUCAGAUACCCUAUGAGAAGACGGACGAGAAGAUGAAUGAGAUUAUGAACCUGGCCCACGCCUUCCUGCAGAACUUCUGCCGGGGGAACGCCCAGAACCAGGCCCUACUCCACAAACACCUCAACUUGUUCCUCACCCCCGGGCUGCUGGAGGCGGAGACUAUGCGGCACAUCUUCAUGAACAAUUAUCACCUGUGCAAUGAGAUCAGUGAACGUGUGGUGCACCAUUUUGUGCACUGCAUUGAGACGCACGGCCGCCACGUACAGUAUCUGCGCUUCCUGCACACCAUCGUCAAGGCUGACGGCAAGUACGUCAAGAAAUGUCAGGACAAGGUUAUGACUGAGCUGGUGAAUGCAGGCGAGGAUGUGCUUGUGUUCUACAAUGACCGCUCCUCCUUCCCAGCCCUGCUCCAGAUGAUGUGUUCAGAGCGGGACCGAGCAGACGAGAAUGGGCCGCUAGCGUACCACACCACCCUGGUGGAGCUGCUGGCAGCCUGUACCGAGGGCAAGAACGUCUACACUGAGCUAAAGUGCAACUCACUUUUGCCCCUCGAUGACAUCGUCAAGGUGGUCACGCACGAUGACUGCAUCCCUGAGGUGAAAAAUGCCUACGUGAACUUUGUGAAUCACUGCUAUGUGGACACAGAGGUGGAGAUGAAGGAGAUCUACACCAGCAAUCACAUAUGGCAGCUUUUUGAGAAUGUCCUCAUUGACAUGGCCAGGGUGUGCAAUACAACCACAGACAGGAAGCACGCAGACAUUGUCCUGGAGCACUAUGUGACUGACACAGUCAUGGCCAUCGUCAAGGGCUUCUUUGGUUCGCAGUUCUCUGUGAGCCACUCCAAUCUGCAGGCCCACCAGCCCAACUUCAUCCAGCUUCUGCAGUCCUCCUUUAGGUUGUACAACUGCACCUGGAUCGGUGCGCCACAGAAGGCCAACAUUGAGGGCUGCAUCAAGACACUGGCUGAUGUUGCUAAGAACCGUUCUAUUGCCCUUCCUGUGGACCUGGACAGUCAAGUGAACACACUGUCCCUGAAGACUCACAACAACAUGGUGCAGCGUGCUGCCAAGGGCUGGAGAAUGUCAGCCCGCACGGGGCCUCGCAAGGAGCCACUCGGGGGCCCUGAUUAUAAGAACAUCAUUGAAAAGUUACAGGGUGUGGUGACCCGCUUGGAGGACCAAUUCCACCUGAAGAUGCAAGCUGAGUUCUCUGUGCUGGUGGACAUCCUGCAGAGCCCCGAGCUCCUGUUUCCUGAGGCAGCCAGACUGCGCUGUGAAAGUGGGGCCUUCAUGGCCAAGCUCAUCAAACACACCAAGAAGCUAAUGGACAAGGAGGAGAAGUUGUGCAUCAAGAUCUUGCAGACAAUUCGAGAGAUGCUGGAUAGAAAGGAAACCUUUGACGAUAUGGGAAAUGCACUUCGAAAGAUCCUUCUGACUCGCUACUUUGGCAAUCAGCGAUUUGUCUCCAAGUCAGACUUUGGGAGUGGGAACAGUUCUUCAAGCGGUUAUCAGAAAUCCUCUUCAGGAGGAAGUUCUCCUCAGCAGGAUUCCGAUAAGUCUGGGUCAUGCAUGGUGGACAUCCAGUGCUUCCUGGACAGCGUAGGGGUUUCGGAACUUGUAGUUGACCUCAUUGUCAGCACAAAGAACGACAGGAUCUUUGAGGAAAGCAUCCUUCUAGGCAUUGCCUUGCUUAGGGGUGGAAACACCCAAAUACAGAAUUCCUUCUAUAAUCAGCUUCACAAGCAGAAGAAGUCGGAGAUGUUUUUCAAGGUGUUCUUCGAUCGCAUGACUGUGGCACAGCAGGAGAUUCGGUCAACGGUUUCAGUCAACAUGUUCGAGCUGAGUACCAGAAAGCGAGAUGAGGAUGGGGAGACCACGGUCACCAGACAUAAGAAGCCAGGAAAGGACUCUCCCCUUCACCUCAAGUUUGACAUGAGGGGCCAGCUGAAAGAAGCCUCAUCAGCGACGUCCAAGGCCUUCUGCAAUAUCCGCAAGGAGAUUGACCCAGACAUGGAUCCCAAUGGUUCUGGUGGCGAAGGGGGGGAAGAGUCUGGAGAGGAAAUGCACAUGAGCCCAGCCAUCACAAUUAUGAAACCCAUACUGCGCUUUCUGCAACUGUUAUGCGAGAACCACAAUAGAGAACUGCAGAACUUCCUGCGCAACCAGAACAACAAGACUAACUACAACCUGGUGUGUGAGACGCUGCAGUUCCUUGACUGCAUCUGUGGAAGCACUACAGGUGGCCUGGGCCUGCUGGGCCUCUACAUUAAUGAGAGGAAUGUGGAUCUAGUGAAUCAGACCUUGGAAACCAUCACUGAAUACUGCCAGGGUCCCUGCCACGAGAAUCAGACAUGUAUAGCUAAGCACGAAUCCAAUGGGAUCGACAUCAUCAUUGCCCUCAUUGUCAACCCUGUUAAUCCGCUUGGGAAGAAUCAUAUGGAAUUAGUUCUGGAGCUGAAGAAUAAUGCAUCCAAGCUAUUGCUGGCAAUUAUGGAGAGCCGCCAUGACAGCGAGAAUGCAGAGAAGAUCCUGUACAAGAUGAGGCCCAAUGAGUUGGUGGAUGUCAUGAAGGAAGCAUACAACCAAGACCUGGAGAUGGAAGCUAGUGGGGAAGUUACGCCAGACCAGAUCAGACCAAAAGAAGUGGGCCAUAACAUUUACAUCCUUGCACACCAGCUGGCCAGGCACAAUAAGGUGCUGCAGCAAAGCCUAAAGCCAGGACAGGACCCCGAUGGUGAUGGCGAUGAAGCACUCAUCUACUAUGCUAACCACACCGCCCAAAUCGAGAUUGUCCGUCACGACCGAACUAUGGAGCAGAUUGUGUUUCCGGUGCCCAACAUAUGUGAGUACCUGACGGAGGAGUCGAAAGCACGUGUCUUCAACACCACUGAGAGGGAUGACCAGGGCAGCAAGGUCAAUGACUUCUUUCAGCAGUUUGAAGACCUCUACAAUGAGAUGCGGUGGCAGAAGAAAAUCCGAAACAACCCUGCCCUAUUCUGGUUCUCCAGACAUAUCUCCCUCUGGGGCAGCAUCUCCUUCAACCUGGCUGUCCUUGUCAACAUCACCGUUGCCCUCUUCUAUCCCUUUGGAGAUGACGAGGAUGAAGGUGUCCUGCCUCCCGUGGUGUCACUGCUGCUGUGGGUGGCUAUGAUUGUGUGCACCGCCAUGCUCUUCAUCCUGCCCAAGCCAGGUGGUAUUCGACCCUUUCUGGUGGCAGUCAUCCUCAGGUCCAUUUACUCGCUGGGCUUAGGGCCCACUCUACUGCUACUGGGUGCAGCCAAUCUGUUGAAUAAGGUCGUGUUUUUGGUGAGCUUUGUGGGGAACCGUGGGACAUUCACCCGAGGCUACAAAGCUGUAAUCAUGGACAUGGCCUUCUUGUACCAUGUGGUCUACAUCAUUGUCUGCAUGCUGGGCCUGUUUGCACACGAGUUCUUUUACAGCUUGCUGCUGUUUGAUCUGGUGAACCGUGAGGAGACCCUUCUGAACGUCAUCAAGAGCGUGACACGGAAUGGCCGUUCCAUCAUCCUUACAGCCGUGCUGGCCCUCAUUCUUGUGUACCUCUUCUCCAUUGUUGGCUUCCUCUUCCUCAGGGAUGAUUUCCGCAUGGAGGUGGACCGCCUCUUGGACACAGGAAACCACGGAAUGGUGUCAGAGGCUCACGGUUCAAGAACAUGUCUCAGAGAGAACUGCACCAGCUUUUUCCCUCCGUCUGUCACAGCAGGAGGAAAGGACGAUGACAGCACGGAGAAAGUGUGCGAGACCCUGUUGAUGUGCAUUGUUACCGUGCUGAACCAGGGGCUGCGGAAUGGAGGGGGUGUGGGAGAUGUGCUCAGGAAGCCCUCCAAAGAUGAGCCCCUGUUUGCGGCCCGCGUGGUGUACGACCUUCUGUUCUUCUUCAUCGUCAUCAUCAUCGUGCUGAAUCUGAUUUUUGGCGUGAUCAUUGACACAUUUGCUGACCUCAGGAGUGAGAAACAGAGGAAGGAAGAGAUCUUGAAGACCACCUGCUUCAUCUGUGGACUGGAGAGAGACAAGUUUGACAACAAGACGGUGUCCUUCGAAGAGCACAUUACAUCUGAGCACAACAUGUGGCACUACCUGUACUUCCUUGUCCUGGUGCGGGUGAAGGAUCCUACCGAAUAUACGGGGCCAGAGAGCUACGUGGCACAAAUGAUUAAGGAGAAGAACUUGGACUGGUUCCCCCGCAUGCGGGCCAUGUCCCUGGUGAGCAGCGAAGGGGACAGCGAGCAGAAUGAGAUCCGGCUGCUGCAGGAGAAGCUGGACAGCACUGUGAACCUGGUGGCGCAGCUCUCAGCCCAGCUGGCUGAGCUCAAGGAGCAGAUGACAGAACAGCGGAAGAACAAGCAACGGAUGGGCUUCCUGGGACCCCCCCUGCCCAACCACCACAUGACAACCCACUAAGGGGCCCUUGGAGAUGCUCCCUCACAUUGUGCAUGCCACAACCGACCAAAAUCAUGUCAGUCACGCUAACCACACUUGGCAGGAGUUCUGCAGCAGGCUGUUGCCAUUCUUCUUUUGUUGUCAUUAAGUCCUGUAUUAUUAUUCUUUUUCUCUGCCUGGGCAGCUGUUAUCAGUAUGAGACAGGUGAACUCAAGCGUGGGUGGGAUUCCUUUCUUGGGUGUGGACAUCUGCCGAAAACUGAAACCUCACAGGUUUGGCUUGCUGGUCCACUAAAGAAAUGUUUAUCCUCUGUACAGGAUGCAGGUGGAGUUUUAUAUUAAUAUAUUUUCUUUCUGAAAAGAUGUUGUCCUUUAUGAGUGUGUUAUACGAAAUGGAGUGCUUAGUAGUUGUGAAUGACACAACCAGAGGCCUUUAAUUGGUAUUAGUCCAAACUUGAUAGACAAAGAGGGAUGGGACUGUAGACUAACCCAGCCUCAGGGGAUCCUGGAGGUCUUCAUCAUUCCCAGCAUGCGUUUCCCCCAGUUAUACUUGUGCUUUUUAAGGAACCAGACAACCAGUCUAUUUCUGCUUUAGCCACAGCUCAACAUUCUGUUCCUUUGAAUGAGUUCAGGAGUUUAUCAGAUCCAUCUGACCUCUGGCCAAAUCAUUCCUCUUCAGUCUUUUGCUCAUUUUGUAUUAAUGCCUCAUAAGUGCCUUUAUCUGAUGGAAAUAGUGUAACUUGCACCACCGUACAAUGUGCCUUGUUGCGAAAAGCAUUGUACAAAGUUUCUGCAGUCACAUUGAUGUGUAUAUUUAGAGUGAGAUGUAUAGUUUACUGAAUUUACUUGAAAUGUGCCUCGCUAUGUGUUACAUGUGGAGUGUUGUGGUCACAAAGAAGGUAUUUUGGAGAUGUUUUUACCAACAGUGCUUACCAGGCUCAAGAUUGCUUAAGGUCUUCAUUGCCAUGGUACUUGUUACAUGAUCAUUACCAUAUAAUCAGGUAUUAGCCACUUCAACAUGUUUGCAGAGGAACAUCUGUCAAUUUGGACUGCACUAAGUAGUAUUUACUUUUCGGUGUGAGGAAAUAUAUACGUUUUAAAUAUUGAUGUUUAGAUUUGAUCAUUGUGUCACUGGUCUGUAACUCAGCAACCUGUGAUUACUUGUCAAAUGAACAUGUCUCUCUUGCUCUCACUCACUGACAAUCUCUCUCUCUCUCUCACACACACACACACACACACACUGCCCAAGAAGGAACUUUGACCUGACUCAGUCACAUGUGCUGCCGGAGCAUGAUCACAGGAGAUUGCUGUGUCACAGACGAUGAGAUGAUACGCGCACGUUUCACACCUUUGACUCAUUCCCCUUUUUUAAAGCACAAUCGGACAUUUUACUUUGCUAAAUCAUAAUGUUUAAGCUCAGUGUGUGUUCAGUCGUUCUGUGCACUCACCAUAUGUGCACUUUAUGUAUGUGGGUCAUACAGUUGUAUUACCAGGUAUUUCCAACUGUGCCUGGACUGUUUCUAUAAGUGUUUGUAACGCUGGGGUGUUUGACUGAAUGGCCACUACCCACUUGAGAGAUUUUUUUUUUUUUUUUUUUUUUUUUUUGUGCUGGAAAGUGGAACUCUUUUGUAUUUAAGCAUGUUUUCAAGAUUAAAUUGUGUUUGCUCCUUCAAGGACCAAACAAACAUUCUUUUUCAGUAGCAUGAUAAAGUCCAUUUCAUGGAGCCUGCUCGUCCUAUUCAGAUCGUCUCAGGUGCUUCUAGGCGUGCUAAUGGGCAUAGCUGUGUGUAAAAUUAGCUGCGCUGGAGUGGGUUUAAGUAUCGCAGCUGUCGCCAGACACAAGGAAAGGCCCUUCAAAUGAAUAGGGGUCAGAUUCCUGUGCAGGGUACACCUUCUCUGCCCCUUUGACAAACAUUAAUGGCAGCACACCAACAGUACUUAAGCAGCCAUCAAAAUGUGUACCCUUAUUCGAGGGUAACAUCUCAGGUCUUGCAUUUACCCUACACUGAGUGAAAAUGGCAGAAGUAAACUAACUUAGAUGAUAAAUUUAUGGAGUUUUGGAAUGGCCUAGUCAAAAGUCCUGAAUAUAGCUGUUGAUGCUCAAAAACUUCUAAAAAGUUGCUCAGCUAAACCAGUUCUACAUGCGACAGUGGGACAAAAUCCCUCCAAAGUCAUGUGGGUCCUUAGUCAAUGGCUACAGGAAGUGUUGCAGUCAUUACAGCUAAAGGUGACACAGCUAGGUAGUUACUGUGAAGAGGGCUUAUUCUUUUACACCUAUGACUGCACAUUUCGUUAUCUUUCACGCCAAGGAAAUGACAUAAAAACAGUACUGGUAUCACUUUCUCUCUCAGGCUCCAUUCACACAAAACUAAAUCUGACAAAAAGAUCUGAUCAAGUAUAAUACCAAAUAGUUGCAAAAGUACAGAAUAUUAGAAAGGGGAAAAUACCUUUUCACAGCACUGUACUGUGUGCUGUGGUGAGUUUCUCCAUACCAUCUCUGAUACAUAAUACUGUGUCCUGACAGAUGGAAACGCCGGAAAAGGACCGAGUCGGAUGUUCUCUACUGCUCUGACUCUGCAUACAGCGUCAUUCUGAGCAGGUGGUGAACAUGUCAAGGGACAGAAUGUUUUUGUAAACAGUCCUCUCUGAGUAUGACAACUGUUAACGGUGUAAAUAUACACAUCUCUAUAUAUCUCCCCCCCCCCCCCCGAUGAUUCACACGUGACUGUUUCAGUCACGCUGGACAAACUGUCAGUCAGGCUGCCCACAUGAAGAUCGCUCCAACUCUCUUUCACGCUGGUGUGACCGUUUCCUUGAACGCAGAGGAACUGGGGAGUCAAGCAAUCCCAUCUGUUGCAGGUUCCACCAGGGUUUAUUAUUUUCAGCAUUACUGUUAUUUAUUUCACCACCAUUUACAGUAUAAUGCUAGGCCCUUUCCUCUCUUGGGUAUUAAACAUGGUGUUUCUUGUUAUAAUAACUUACUGUCUGUUGUCAUCUACUUCAACAUGUAUGCGUAUAGUAAUUAUACCAGUUAACUUGGUAUGAGGAGAUGCAUUCAUUUUACACAAAUUUAGUCAAAGUACUACUGUUUUUUCAACAGAAUGCACUAAUCCCCCUUGGAUGCAAGCAAAAAUAAAGGACACAAAAAACCAGCAGUGACAGCCUGACAGCCUCUUGUAUUUUAUUAAAAGUAUAAAGGACUCCUUAGAGCACAGAGUGGACAAAUAAACCACCUUCCAGAGAAUAUAGAUAUGCAUAUAGAUAAGCAUCAAAAACAUUUGUUUUGUAUCUGAGCACCAGUUUGUAAGGCAAAUGCGGCGAAGGUCAGAUGGAGCACAGUGUCGCUCAAACCCAAACUUUUAUCCAUUUAAAAACCUUUCGUUCGUGACAUAUAUUUCAGAGGAAAAAACCAGUUUGCUUUAUGUUUUAUGAUAGUUUAUGAUUGAGAGCAUUUAAGAAGUGGCUGUGGUGUAGCCUGUGAGUGGAAUGGAGAUGUUUGUAGGUUUUCAAAUGGAAAGUGUGUUACCAUGUGUCGGGGAACAUAUCUGUGUGGAGUCCUGUUGGCCGUCUGAGUUCCCUUCCCUCUGACGGCCCCCCAGCGCACAGAGCCCGAACCCCUGUGUGGCUGGAGCGGGGGCGCCAGCGAGGCACAUGACAAGCUGAGCGCUUCCUGUGUUUCGGCCCACAACCUGCCCCUCCCCCCACCUCCACCGAGAGCUAUAACGCGACACACUGUUGGCUGAGCGCUGAGAGCGUUGGGCCCCGCGCCAGGCCCCCGCAGAGAGGCACAUGAUAGACGGGUAGGAUCAGAUUAGGGGCACUUUCCCCUCAUGCGUGUGCACUGCUGUGCUUUUCCCAAGAAUGCGCACUCCUCGGCAGUACGUGACACACUGUAUGGGCCCCAGCGGUGCCCCACCACAAUGGAGGAGCUCCUUUCAGGAGCCUGAGGUUCUACAGACAGGCAUGUGGCCAGAUUAACACCGCUCUGUGACCUCAGUCUGCAGCUGUUGUUUCUGACCAUUGGAUAUAAAUGGAAAGUUGCAUCUUCACAACUUGUUUCAGGUUGAUUAAACAGGUUGCAACAGCUCAAUUUCCAUAUGAGAAAUUCUGAAGUCUGAUCCUUCCCGUAAUACGUUUACAUUUCUUUUUCUCCCUGCUUAUGAUUAUGUUGGGUUAUUAUAUUUUUUAACUUAUUU
This is a messenger RNA of Scleropages formosus (Asian bonytongue), 12634 nucleotides long. It is a transcript of the gene itpr2, whose product is annotated as inositol 1,4,5-trisphosphate receptor, type 2. Lineage: Eukaryota; Metazoa; Chordata; Actinopteri; Osteoglossiformes; Osteoglossidae. Gene Ontology annotation, cellular component: endoplasmic reticulum; membrane. The record is from RefSeq and is a predicted model, not a curated record. Gene Ontology annotation, biological process: calcium ion transmembrane transport. Bases 403 to 8460 code for a protein of 2685 amino acids. Gene Ontology annotation, molecular function: inositol 1,4,5-trisphosphate-gated calcium channel activity; inositol 1,4,5 trisphosphate binding. The transcript is spliced from 57 exons.